UCUCUCUCUAGCUUUCUAGUUUCAACGCUCACACCCCCAAUAAUAACUCGCUCUCUGGCUUUCAAAUUUCAACUCUCUCUCGACCUUUCUAGUUUCAACACUCACACCCCCAAAAUAACUCUCUCUCUAGCUUUCAAGUUUCAACUCUCUCCCUCCCUCUCUCUCUCUCUCUCUCUCUCUCUCUCUCUCUGUCUCCUGGUUCAUUUGCAAGAGCAACGGCCAGACCAGCCGUCCCUCUGUCAACAAAAAGUCCUGUCCCCUCUUUCUCUCUCUACAAGUAAUCCUCUCAGCUGCGCUCUCUUCACUCUCUCUCUACCUUCUACUUGUUUGACUCCGUACAUUUGAGCUACAGGGUGUUCUCUCUCUUCCUCUCUCUAAGCAUAGAGGAGUGAGAGUGCUCCAUACACCAAUGGACGCAUCUCAUCUCCUCUGUCGUCGUGUCCAAUCUCGCUUGUCUCCCUUUCUUACUGCCUCGGAGCAAAGGAAUUGCAGAGCAUUUCAACAUAGAUUCUUAAGGGAGAGGCGAAGAAGGACUUUAAUUCGGGCUGUUGCCACUGGGCCAAGAACUGACGCUGAAACUUCGGCGAUUAUGAAAUCAAAACCCUUGAAUGGGACGAAAUCAAAAUUGAAUGGCACUUACAAGAGUCUUGGCAAUGUUUCAGAUGACAUUAAGAACUUUAGGGCACAGAUGGAGGAAGAUGAACAGUUGGCUUCUCUUAUGAGGGGUCUUCGGGGCCAAAAUUUGUCUGAUUCUCUGUUCGCUGCUGAUGAUGUCCAGCUUCGACUUGUAGAGGUCUCAGAUUCUCAAGGCAGCGAGACAUUACCUUUAGUUUAUGAUCCUGUUGUUAUUUCAUCUUAUUGGGGCAAACGUCCUCAUGCAGUCGCAACACGUAUUGUUCAGUUAUUGUCGGUGGCUGGUGGAUUUCUUUCAGGGUUAUUAUGGGAUGUUAUUAACAAGAAGGUUAAGGAGAAUGAAGUCGCGCGGGCCAUUGAACUGAGAGAGAUUGUGACCUCUUUAGGACCAGCAUAUAUAAAACUUGGACAGGCUCUGAGCAUUCGACCUGAUAUAUUGUCUCCUGCUGCCAUGACUGAGUUGCAGAAGCUUUGCGAUAAGGUUCCUUCUUUCCCAGAUAAUGUAGCAAUGACUCUCAUAGAAGAGGAACUUGGUCAGCCAUGGCAUGAGAUUUAUUCUGAGCUCACUGUGUCCCCUAUAGCUGCUGCAUCUUUGGGGCAAGUAUAUAAGGGGCGACUGAGAGAAAACGGGGACAUAGUGGCUGUUAAAGUGCAGCGUCCAUUUGUGCUUGAGACUGUAACCGUAGAUUUAUACAUUAUUCGAAAAUUGGGACUCGUUUUGCGAAGAUUUCCCCAGGGAAGGCAAGAGGAGUCUAUCAAAAAAGGGAAGUAUGGAGAUAGUCCCUGUUCCAAUUGUAAGGUUGUUAUACCAAAGACAUAUAGCAAGUAUACCUCAAGGAAGGUUCUCACCACUGAAUGGAUAGAAGGAGAGAAACUAUCGCAAAGUACCGAAGAUGAUGUUGGAGCCCUUGUGAAUGUUGGGGUUAUAUGUUACCUUAAGCAGUUGCUUGAUACUGGGUUUUUCCAUGCUGAUCCACAUCCAGGAAAUAUGAUCCGAACUCCUGAUGGGAAGCUGGCUAUACUCGACUUUGGUCUUGUUACCAAAUUAACUGAUGAUAAAAAAUAUGGGAUGAUUGAAGCAAUUGCUCAUCUUAUUCAUCGAGAUUAUGAUGCGAUUGUCAAGGAUUUUGUCAAGCUUGAUUUUAUCCCAGAGGGAGUUGAUUUAAAUCCCAUCUUACCAGUUCUAGCUAAGGUUUUUGAUCAGGCCCUUGAAGGAGGAGGAGCAAAGAACAUUAAUUUUCAGGAGCUGGCCUCAGAUCUGGCUCAAAUCACAUUUGAUUACCCAUUCCGAAUACCACCUUAUUUUGCUUUAAUAAUAAGAGCAAUUGGUGUGCUGGAAGGUAUUGCUUUAGUGGGCAACCCAGAUUUUGCUAUUGUGGAUGAGGCAUACCCAUAUAUUGCACAGAGACUCUUAACAGAUGAAUCGCCCAGGUUGAGGAGUGCUUUACGUUACACAAUAUAUGGAAAGUCUGGUGUUUUUGAUGCUGAAAGGUUCAUCGAUGUCAUGCAAGCCUUCGAAAAUUUUAUUACUGCAGCAAAAAGUGGAGGAGGGGAGGAUUUGAAUGGUAACAUGGCAUCCCUUGGUGUUUUGCCGAGUCAGACUGAAUCUCUUUUUCCUAUGUUGCCAUCAAGUUCGAUGCAGCCUCAGCAGAAUGUCCAAACAAGGGCAGCUUUAGCUUUUCUACUAUCUGAUAAAGGGAACUUCUUUCGAGAAUUCAUUCUAGAUGAGAUUGUGAAAGGUAUUGAUGCUAUAUCCAGAGAUCAGCUAGUACAGAUUACAUCAGCAUUAGGAUUUGGAAGAUUGACUCCAAUGCUCAGCAUGGUUCCAGUCCUUGGGAGCUUCAAACCUACAGCAUUUAUACCUACUGUGACUGAGGAGGAUAGAGUUGCACUCAACAAUGUUCAGAAAGUUGCUGAAUUCCUUGUCACUGGAACAUCACAACCAAUAGCUGCAAAUCGGGAUGUAGAUAUCACCCGUGUCAUUCGAGACCUUCUCCCAGUUUUGCCAGGAAUUUCAGCUCGUGUGCUUCCUGAAAUACUAAGCCGAUUAUCUUCGCGAGUGAUGGCCCGACUUCUCCGUGAAGCAUUCUUGUAGUGUAUUUUGUAGAUGCCUAUAACUCAAAUGGGUCACAGAUGGGGGACCGCGCAUACUCAACGCACCCUAAGGACGAUACGAUUUCAUCCGACGGUUUUUCAUCUUACGGAGGAGGCCUAUCUGAACUACGAGCCUGUGGCGAUGUGCAGGCGGAUUUUCUAGGUCAGGCCUAUCUGAACUACGAGCCUGUGGCGAUGUGCAAGUGGAUUUUCUAGGUCAGGCCUAUCUGAACUACUAGCUGCGGAUUUUCUAGGUCAGGCCUAUCUGAACUACUAGCCUGUGGCGAUGUGCAAGUGGAUUUUCUAGGCCCUAUCUGAACUACUAGGUGCGGAUUUUCUAGGUCAGGCGUAUCUGAACUACUAGCUGCGGAUUUUCUAAGUCAGGCCUAUCUGAACUACGAGCCUGUGGCGAUGUGCAAGUGGAUUUUCUAGUUCAGUCCUAUCUGAACUACUAGCUUGUGGCUAUGUGCAGGCGGAGGCCUAUCUGAACUACUACGAGCCUGUGGGGAUGUGUAGACGGAUUUUCUAGGUCGUUUGGGUCUUGUGGAUGAGUAAUGAGUUAUGUUUGUGUCUGGUUUCAAAACGCAGACUACCCAACCCUAGGCGGCGACCGCUUAGACGGACGAUCGUCCAGGUGGGCAGCCCUAUGGACAGCCCUAGCAGUCUCUUAGACGUGCGGCCGCCCAAGGCCUAGGGGCGGUUGCUUAGGUGAGUGGCCCCUAGUCGGCCGCUAACUCAGGUGUCAA
Amborella trichopoda is the source of this 3473-nucleotide messenger RNA. The record is from RefSeq and is a predicted model, not a curated record. NCBI's taxonomy places the organism in Eukaryota, Viridiplantae, Streptophyta, Magnoliopsida, Amborellales, Amborellaceae.